AAUGAGCAGCGGUUGGCUGAAUAGCCUAUGGUGCUGGAAUAGCGGUCACGACACUCGUCUUGUGGACUGACAAGAAUACGCACGUUGCUCUCAUUCAUCCACAGAAUAUCACUUUUCAUCUCCAAACAUGGCUUCAAAAUGCCCCAAGUGUGACAAGACGGUCUACUUCGCCGAGAAGGUGUCGUCGCUGGGCAAGGAUUGGCACAAGUUGUGCCUCAAGUGCGACCGAUGCAACAAGCUGCUCAACGCCGGCGGACACGCUGAGCACGACGGAAGGCCCUACUGCCACAAACCGUGCUACGCCGCCCUCUUCGGGCCAAAAGGCGUGAACAUCGGCGGCGCCGGUUCCUACGUGUACGACGCGCCAACCGGCAGCAACGCGUCGGCCGCCGUCAGGGACGACGCCCCCGGUCAGGCCGAGGAGAAGAAGACAUUCGCCGCCAAGGCUCCCUCCAAAGCUGGAGGCGUCACCACUUUUUCCGGCGAGGCCAACAUGUGUCCCAGAUGUAACAAGAAAGUGUAUUUUGCCGAGAAGGUGACGUCACUGGGCAAAGACUGGCAUCGCCCCUGCCUGCGCUGCGAAAGGUGCAGCAAGACUUUAUCUGCUGGCAGCCACGCCGAGCACGACGGCCAGCCUUAUUGCCACAAGCCAUGCUACGCCAUCCUCUUCGGGCCCAAAGGCGUCAACACGGGCGGCGUAGGCAGCUACAUCUACGAUCCCACCCAGUGACUCGGCUUUCCUUUCUCCAUGCCGGGACCCCCCGCUACCCCCUCAUGCCCUCCUCCUGACAACAUGUUCCUCGUCUUCUCCUUUUCAAGAAAUUCCUAGCAGCUGUUUUUGCAAAAAAAAAAAAAAAAAGUUCAGUUUCUCAUGACCACGUGGUUUUGCAUGGUCAUUACUUUGAAAGAAAAAGAAUUUGCGAGCACAGUGAAUUCCAGUGGUUUGGGGGACGGAAAAAGACGGGAGAUUGUUACAUUGCCAUUGAAGUUAUUGUUGUUGUUUUUGUCUCUGCAAUGCCAUAUUUAAUAGUUUUGACAGCCUGACGACAUGAUAAACUUGACUGUUACUGCGCCGUGGUUAUCUUAUGUUAGGUUAGCUUCAUUUGGAGUCUCCCAAAAGCGUUCCUGAAAUAUGGACGCUUGAUGCUCCAUCUGCGAUUCCGAGGUUAGCCAGUAGGGGGCAAUAAAUUGCAUUCCUGUCACUUCAACACGUUUCAGAAUCAGGCCGUUAGACGACAAAGUGUUUGGUUUGCAUAGACACUGCCUUGCGUUGCUGUUGUUAGUUUAGCAUUGCAUUCAUUUGGCACCUCGCCGUAAGGCGGAAACAUGUUUUAUUAUUGUUAAUGUUUUCACGGUAGUCUCCAGCCGUUUCUGUUCUUGACAAAAUGUGGUGUCUGUUGUUUAUAAGAUUAAAUAAAGCCACACUACAUGCACA
This is a messenger RNA of Hippocampus zosterae (dwarf seahorse), 1435 nucleotides long. It is a transcript of the gene crip2, whose product is annotated as cysteine-rich protein 2. NCBI's taxonomy places the organism in Eukaryota, Metazoa, Chordata, Actinopteri, Syngnathiformes, Syngnathidae. The transcript has 8 exons. The coding region runs from base 128 to 730 and encodes 200 amino acids. The record is from RefSeq and is a predicted model, not a curated record.